AUGUUUUGUGAUCUGAAUGUUCCAUACAACCCUGAUGACCCAGAGGUGGUCCACACCUUAAACUUCCUGGCCGAGCUGGGUUACACCACCGUUGCCCUGUCUCAAACAGUCAGCGGGAAGCUUCCUUCGAGCCUCAACCCUCCGCCCCUCCCAUCGAAUGUGCCGAAAUCCCUCCAGCUGCUGACCCGCUUGAACCUGAUACUGUCCGAUCCCGCGCAGAAUCAACGCCUUGCCAGCCUGACUCAGGCCUACGACCUAGUCGCUCUUUGCCCAACCAAUGAGAAAGCUCUCUUGAAUGCUUGUACUAGCUUGGAAUGCGACGUGAUCUCGCUGGAUCUCUCGGUGCGACUUCCGUACCAUUUCAAAUUUAAAAUGCUGUCGGCUGCGAUAUCACGUGGGGUUCGUCUGGAGAUCUGCUAUGGGCCGGGGGUCACGGGAAGUGGCCUCGAUGCCCGCCGGAAUCUCAUCGGGAAUGCGAUGGCCCUGAUCCGGGCAACUCGCGGCAGAGGGAUUAUCGUGUCGAGCGAUGCAAGGAGGGUAUUAAGCUUGCGGGCGCCGUGGGAUGUGAUCAACCUGACCUGUGUGUGGGGUCUGUCACAGGAGCGCGGAAAGGAGGCGAUUUGUGAAGAGGCCAGGAAGGUGACCGCGUUGGCUAAGCUCAAGCGCACCAGCUGGCGAGGGAUCGUCGAUAUUGUCCACGGUGGGGAGAAAUCCAAGCCUGAGGGAUCAGCACAGCAGCAAAAGGCCACGACAAAAUCCAAAACAUCUACGCCAGCGGGAUCGGGAACCGAGAAUCUGAAGAGAAAGGCUUCUCUCAGUUCGGAGGCGGUGACUGAGGAGCCCGAGAAACCUCUGUCAAAGAGAGAUGAAACGUCGGGCUAA
Messenger RNA from Penicillium alfredii, 882 nucleotides. Its product is annotated as ribonuclease P subunit p30 family protein. Bases 1 to 882 code for a protein of 293 amino acids. Gene Ontology annotation, cellular component: nucleolar ribonuclease P complex. Gene Ontology annotation, biological process: tRNA processing. The transcript is spliced from 2 exons. The record is from RefSeq and is a predicted model, not a curated record. Gene Ontology annotation, molecular function: RNA binding. NCBI's taxonomy places the organism in Eukaryota, Fungi, Ascomycota, Eurotiomycetes, Eurotiales, Aspergillaceae.